Molecule: messenger RNA, 865 nt
Organism: Desarmillaria tabescens
Lineage: Eukaryota; Fungi; Basidiomycota; Agaricomycetes; Agaricales; Physalacriaceae
Exons: 5
Coding region: 10-480 (156 amino acids)
Source: RefSeq, a predicted model, not a curated record
GCCUAUCCAAUGCGCCAUAUGUCUCUGCGGCUAUACCGAACCCGCCUCGAUACCUGCGGUCAUAUCUACUGCCUGAAAUGCGUAUCCGACUAUAUCUUGUCGAGUAGCCUCGAUGGAUUCACUGCUUCGUGUCCUACUUGCCGGACCAAGUUCUGUAUUGGUGAAAAUCUUUCUCUUUCUGAGUCUCUCAAAUCCCUCCCCAAACAAUUCCACCGCUACAUUACUCCAAGCAUCCGGCGCGUCUUCGUCGAACCAGAGGCAUUCAAACAAAGACUUGAUGCAUUGGAGGCUCGCAACGCCACCCUCGAGCGAGACAACCGUGUCCUCAUGGCAGCGGUCGCGAAGAAGAAUCACCUGCAAAAAAUGAAGCGGUUGGAGGCAGAGAGGAAGAGUACGUGCGUGCAUGACGAUGCCAGGUACGUAUGCAUCAUCAUUGGCUUAUCGAAUCUCUUUACAUUGUUCGUAUUAGAUCCGAGGUAGCUCUUCCAAAGCGCGAGCAUCUCGAAGACGACGCUUCAUCGCAACCCUCCUGUUCUACGGCUUCGUCCAGAAUUUCGAGUUCACCGUGCCUGGAAUCCGUACGGCUGCUCUUCCCUGGCCUCUGAAUCUGAUUCACCGCAGGGAAGCUUCAUGUAAUUGCAGAUGUUAUAUUAUCAUACAAGGCAAAUAAACCUAGACCGAUAUCAAAGAAUCCAAUACGGAACGAGUGUAUCUGCCGAAGGCAUCGUACAGGGCGAGACCCGCAAUAGACCCUGCCAAUAUCAUCAAUCCAAAUAUAAAUGUGUUCGCCAACCACCUCAUGCGCGACGCAUUACGCUCCUCUCGAGGUACCCACGACAGGGACCCUGAACCCGUACGAGGUGUA